Messenger RNA from Nematostella vectensis (starlet sea anemone), 3863 nucleotides. Its product is annotated as exportin-T. Gene Ontology annotation, cellular component: nuclear matrix; cytoplasm; nuclear pore. Gene Ontology annotation, biological process: tRNA re-export from nucleus. The transcript is spliced from 37 exons. Bases 299 to 3175 code for a protein of 958 amino acids. Gene Ontology annotation, molecular function: small GTPase binding; tRNA binding. The record is from RefSeq and is a predicted model, not a curated record. Lineage: Eukaryota; Metazoa; Cnidaria; Anthozoa; Actiniaria; Edwardsiidae.
GGACGUUAUUGGUCAACAGACGGAAGGGCUUCUCUCGUGUACUUGAAUCGCAGAUGAUGCAACGUGGAUGAACUUGUAGGCAAAAAUUACCGAGAUAAAUAGCAAUGUAAUCCCCUUUUCAACCAAAGACCAAUCUUUCCUUAAGUUUUUCUUUGUUCUUGAGAAUUCCCAAGCGAAUUGAGCGAAAAAAAUUGUAGAAAUACGCAGUUUCUCGGUGGCACGUGUGAAAGUCUGCAUGGGCGACUAGUCACGUCUUCACUUGCCCUUCAAUACAACAAGCGGGAAUCAAUGGAACGAGAUGGACAGUAACCUGCUACAAGGGCUUUGUUGCACGGCCAACUCGCACUCACAAACUCAGACUUUGCAGUACUUCGAACAGCUUAAAGAAAGUCCAGAUGGCUGGAAAUUGUGCGGGAAUGCCCUUAUACAUGGGAUUAACAGUGAUGACAACACCAAGUUCUUUUGCUUUCAAGUCUUGGAGCACCAUGUCAGAACAAGGCAUGCCUCCGAGAGUCUUGUGAACCAGCAGUCACUCAGGGAAAUUCUCAUGACUUGGCUUCAAGCCCAGUGUUCAGGAAGGACAAGUGAUAAGAACUUCAUCAAAAACAAGGCGUCCCAGGUGUUUGCCUUGACAUUUGUUGUGGAUUACCCUAAUCAGUGGCUAUCUUUCUUCAGUGAUCUACACCAGAUCCUGCAUACAGGAGCUGCAGCUGUUGACAUGUACUUGCGUAUUCUCAAGGCAAUAGACGAUGAAGUCGUAGACAGAGAAGUUGCCCGCACAUCACAGGAGAUGGCCAGAAAUACAAUGAUAAAAGAUUUCAUGAGAGAGCAGUGCGUCCCUGAGAUGACUAAAUGGUGGCUGAGCAUACUAGAGACUUAUGGUACAACAAAUUCCAUGUUGACGUGCUCCUGUCUGGAUGUUGUUGGUGCAUUUGUCUCCUGGAUCGACAUCAAUCUGGUUGCCAAUGACAAGUUUAUCAGCAUGCUGCUUAAUCUUCUUUCGGUUGAUGUGCUGCGGGAGAGUGUCUGUGAUUGUUUUCAUGAGAUCAUCAGCAAAGGAAUGGACCCUGUAGCUAAGACGGAGCUGGUUGAGUCGCUCAUCGGUGUCCUAGAGAGUGCUGCCAUCCUACCGCCCACAGAGGAGACAGACAUUGAUUUUCUAGCAAAACUGGCAAAACUUAUCAAUGGCAUAGGCUCACAGCUGAUUUCAAGUUACAACAAGUUGGUAAAAUCGGGCGAUGCUACUGUAGCAGCAAAUACAUUAAAGGCCAUAGAGAACAAAAUACAGCUAUUAUUCAGAUUCCUUGGUGAUGAUGAUGAUGACAUUUCUCACACUGUCAAUGGAUUUGCCCACUCUUAUUUUCAACUCCUCAAGCAGAUGUCUACUAUCAGUGACCAACAAAAACAGACUUUAGAGGGACUACUUUACGUUAUCAUAAAAAAGAUGACUUAUGAUGACUUGUAUAAUUUUGAUCAGGAGGGCGAGGAUGAAGUGAUGUUUAUGGAAUACAGAAAAGAGAUGAAAGUACUGUUUGAUAAUAUCUCACAACUUGAUGCUAAUUUGGUAUUGAUGACAGUUCACAAUGUGUUGUCUGCGUCACUAGGGAGGUUGGAAGAAGCAGAGUUCAUGGAGGUUGAGAUGGCCAUUAGACUGGUGUUUAUGCUUGGAGAGGCUCUUCCUGGCCAGCAGCUCUACACAGACUCAAGGUUUCCCCUCCUGCAGCAGAUGAUGGGCCUUAUCGUCUCAAGUCGCUUGUCAUACUACAGCCACUCUGCUGUUUCCCUCAUGUUCUUUGAGACGGUUGUGCGCUACGACAGAUUUUUCACAAGCCAACCUCAACACAUUCCCACUGUUUUGAUAGCAUUUCUUGACGAGAGAGGUCUUCGUAAUCCCAACAGUACUGUUCGUAGUCGGUGUUGUUACCUACUUUCACGAUUUAUCAAGUCCCAUAGAAAUCACAUGCAGAACUAUGUGGAUGAUGUCCUUAAGCGAUUUCAAGGUUUACUAGUUGUAUCUUCUGAUAAUGGCUAUCACCAUCUGCUUUCCGCCGAUGAACAGCUAUUUCUCUAUGAGAGUGCUGGAAUGCUUGUUGCUUCAAGUAAUGCAUCUCAAGAGAAGCAGCUGAUGUACAUGAAUGGUCUGCUUUCUCCUGUUAUCAUAAAAUUUGGCUCAAUCUUAUCCAAGCUCAUGUCUGGUGACUUGGAUGCACAGGCUUCCUUGUCCCACGCCCAGCUUCUCUACAGCCUUGUCUCCUUUGCCAGCCGUGCAAGCAAGGCUUUUCCAAAUCAGCAGACUCUUAAACAAAGUGGUUGUGCUCCUUGCUUUAAAGAGGCGUUGCCACUGUUUCUCCAGGCCCUUACCUGCCCUCUUCACAGAGAAAUAAUCCACAAUGGCAUCAGGCAGUAUCUGCACCGCAUGGUGAUCUGUCUUGGAGACGAUGUGCUGCCAUUUAUCCCAAUUGCUGUGACGCAUUUGUUAGAAAAGUGUUCAGCAAGAGAUAUCCAAGAUUUCAUUCCAUUAAUCAACCAGAUCAUAGCCAAAUUUAAGAUCCUGAUUGUACCAUUUCUAAGAGAUGUCUUUAUGGCGAUAGUCAACACUAUAUUUACAGUCCUUAACAAACCAGCUGAGGAAGCAGAUACACAGGCUGCCAAGGAAAAAGAGACAUUGCGUAGGAGUUAUUUCUUAUUUAUUGCUGCAAUAGUUAACAAUGAAGUCUCAGAGGUUCUUACAAGUCAAGAACCCCAUAAUGUCCAGCAAGUGCUGUUGACACUGAUACAAGGAGCUGUAGAGUACCCCGACCCAGUGGCUCAAAAGAUUUGCUUCAAUGUCCUACGCAAACUUGUGGAGUUGUGGGGUGGUUCAAGUGGAGAGAAUGGAUUUAAAGAUUUUUUGUAUGACAAUAUAGUGCCUGCCUGUUUCCUGGCUCCCAUGAAGUCAACAUUUGACAUGAAUGAUGCUCAAACAUUCCUGGCAAUGCAAGAGAUUGCACAGACGCAGAAGAUGAUUUUACAAAAACAGGGAAUUGAAUUUCUGGACUACCUGCAAAGUAAAUACCUUCCAAGCCUAAACUUAUCUCCUCCAAUGGUUCAGGAAUACACCCAAGCUCUACAGCACGCAGAUAUCAAAACUUUUAAAAAUUACACUAAGGUCUUUUUCACCCAAUUGCAGACAUGACAGUUACUAAAAAUCCAUGAAAUGUGCAGAGUAAUUUUUUGUGCCGCCAAGCAAAAAGGGACCCUAAAUAUUUUAUAGUCUGGCUGUUAGUAGUCAACCACUAGUACCAUGUUGUAAAUAGUUUAUGAUAAAGUGACACUUCCUGUUGUAGAAUAUUCCCCUUUUUGCUUGGCCUUGCUCAAUGAAAAACAAUUUUAGAGGAAAAUAACUUAGUGAAAUAAAUCUUAAAAAGUAUAUAAUUUAUUGAUAUUACUUACUCUUGGAGUAACAUACUUAAUAAUGGCAGUGAUGAAAGGCAGUGAGAGGUCCGUUGUGAGACCUGUAUAAUUAUGAUAGAGCUUUUUGUAUAGAGAAUUUUGUUAUAUUUUUAUUUUUCCUUGUAUAGUCUGUGUACCUUGUAUUUUCUAGUUGAUAUCAAAAUGAGUAACUGACUUACCAUACUCGUUUUACUUAAAUGAUUUUUCACAUAAAAUUUUUUUAUGAACUUUUAUUGAAGGCAAUAUGUUUGAUUGCUUUUAACAGGCUCUCUACUGUAUGUGUUGAUCUGUUUCAAAGACUGUGUAAGUACCCAGUGUUGGACUGACUAAAGUCACCUGGCUAACUUUCCUGUAGUUCUGUACAAUCUAAUGUGUCAGCACCUCUGUAAAGGGUCUAUUCACUUAAUUUCAAUAAAAGAAACUCACUUUAA